AUGGAAAUAGUGGGGUGCCGAGCAGAAGACAAUUCGUGUCCUUUCCGUUCCCCAGCCAUGCUCUUCCACGGGAUCUCCGGAGGCCACAUCCAAGGCAUCAUGGAGGAGAUGGAGCGCAGAUCUAAGACCGAGGCCCGCCUGGCCAAAGGCGCUCAGCUCAACGGCCGCGACGCGGGCAUGCCCCCGCUAAGCCCCGAGAAGCCUGCUCUGUGCGCCGGCUGCGGGGGCAAGAUCUCGGACAGGUACUACCUGCUGGCUGUGGACAAACAGUGGCACCUGAGGUGCCUGAAGUGCUGUGAAUGUAAGCUGGCCCUCGAAUCCGAGCUCACCUGCUUCGCCAAGGACGGUAGCAUUUACUGCAAGGAGGAUUACUACAGAAGGUUCUCUGUGCAGAGAUGUGCCCGCUGCCACCUUGGCAUCUCCGCCUCCGAGAUGGUCAUGCGUGCCCGAGACUCUGUCUACCACCUGAGCUGUUUCACCUGCUCCACUUGCAACAAGACCCUGACCACGGGCGACCAUUUUGGCAUGAAGGACAGCCUGGUGUACUGCCGCGCCCAUUUCGAGACCCUCUUGCAAGGGGAGUAUCCACCGCAGUUGAGCUACACUGAGCUGGCAGCCAAGAGCGGUGGCUUGGCCCUGCCUUACUUCAAUGGCACUGGCACGGUGCAGAAAGGGCGGCCCCGGAAGCGGAAGAGCCCAGCGCUGGGAGUGGACAUCGUCAAUUACAACUCAGGUUGUAAUGAGAAUGAGGCAGACCACUUGGACCGGGAUCAGCAGCCUUACCCACCCUCGCAGAAGACCAAGCGCAUGCGAACCUCCUUCAAGCAUCACCAGCUACGGACCAUGAAAUCCUACUUUGCCAUCAACCACAAUCCGGAUGCCAAGGAUCUCAAGCAGCUUGCUCAGAAAACAGGCCUCACCAAAAGAGUUUUGCAGGUUUGGUUCCAAAACGCACGAGCCAAAUUCAGAAGGAACCUUUUGCGGCAGGAGAAUGGGGGUGUUGAUAAAGCUGAUGGCACGUCGCUUCCGGCCCCGCCCUCAGCAGACAGCGGCGCUCUCACUCCACCCGGCACUGCGACCACUUUAACAGACCUGACCAAUCCCACUAUCACUGUAGUGACAUCCGUGACCUCUAACAUGGACAGCCACGAAUCCGGAAGCCCCUCACAAACUACCUUAACGAACCUUUUCUAA
This is a messenger RNA of Neomonachus schauinslandi (Hawaiian monk seal), 1194 nucleotides long. It is a transcript of the gene LHX9, whose product is annotated as LIM homeobox 9. NCBI's taxonomy places the organism in Eukaryota, Metazoa, Chordata, Mammalia, Carnivora, Phocidae. The record is from RefSeq and is a predicted model, not a curated record. Gene Ontology annotation, molecular function: RNA polymerase II transcription regulatory region sequence-specific DNA binding; DNA-binding transcription factor activity, RNA polymerase II-specific. Bases 1 to 1194 code for a protein of 397 amino acids. Gene Ontology annotation, cellular component: nucleus. The transcript has 5 exons. Gene Ontology annotation, biological process: regulation of transcription by RNA polymerase II; neuron differentiation.